Messenger RNA from Blepharisma stoltei, 2165 nucleotides. NCBI's taxonomy places the organism in Eukaryota, Ciliophora, Heterotrichea, Heterotrichida, Blepharismidae. The record is from the annotation of a GenBank genome assembly.
AUGAUAUUACUGCUUUUAUUGAUUGCGCGAAUCUUCGCCAACGAUAUCCCUGAACAGGUCCAUGUCGCGGUUGGCGCAUAUCCAGGCUUAAUCCAAUUCACAUGGAGCACGCGUCUAUCAACACCUACCUCAGCAGUUCGUAUUGGGCUCAAUCCUUCCUAUCUGACUCCUCCAUUAAAUAGAAAAUAUCGGUAAAAUUUUCAUUUGUUAGUAAUUUAACCCCAUUUAAAUUCGACUAACUUCUAUAUCUCACUUUAAUGGAAGAAGUGCUAUUUAGACAGUUGGAAGCCUAUAUUAAUAAUUUAUCAAAAUUUAUCAAUGAAUUCUUCAUAAAAAUAAAUUAAAAAUAAAAAAUCAUAUUCAGCUUAUUUUUCUCUUAUUAUUUUAAAACAUUAACACCUUAAUUAGAGCAGUUUUUUUAUUCCAAUUUAAAGCAGGGAGUAAAGUAUUAUUACGGCACAUCCAAUACCUUCACCAAUGGUACCAAUUCUUGGGUCAUCCAUACCGCAAAUGCUACAUUAUAUCCAGGAGCCACUUAUAUGUACCAGGUAGGCUGCAUUUUGACUAAUUUCAGCCAGGUUUUUAAACUGACAGUCCCUCCAAGCACUGGGUCGUCCUCUACUUACCUGAUCUAUGCUGAUCUUGAUAUUGGCUUAGAUGGUAAUUUAUCGUGGACUGAGAUAGGAAAUAGGUGGCCUUAACUUAACUUAAUUAAAAUUAUAAGAGAAGUUCCGGCUGACCCGCGGGCCAUAUUCAUACUCAUAAUGCUAGAUCCCUUGUUUGUUAGCCCCUUUGGGCUUCAAAGUGUUUCCUCAUGGACUAGGGCUUGCACUCACCACCGAUCAGUCAGAGACACUGGGUUAUCAUGCUGUGUAGGUUAGCAGUGUUCAGUUUCCAAAAAUUAGAAAAAUCGAAAUUUUUGUUCAUCUGAUGCUAAAACGGAAACUCGGGUCACAGAACACAAAGCUGGAAUCGUGCAGGAAACGUUCCUAAUUGACCAGAGGGAAUCUCACUGGUGCUGCUGGGACUUCUCUUUUCAAAUUUAAGUGCCAUCUCGCCUUGGCUUAUAUGCGAGCUAUGGUAGGCCAGAUCCCAACCAAACCAUGUAAAGUCUGGCUGGAUAUACAUCACAGGACGCCCCUUCCAAAAGGUUCCCGAGUAGCUCGGCUACACUUGCUAAGAGUGUUGGUUGGUUCGCCAGUACAUUUUAUUUGCACAGGAAAUAGAUGGCCUCAGCUGAAUAUUGAUGCAGUUAUUCAUAUGGGAGAUAUUGCUUAUGACCUCAGCACUGACUAUGGGACUUGGGGAGAUGCCUUUAUGAACUCAAUCCAGCCAGUAGCAAGUUCAGUACCAUAUAUGGUAUGUGUUGGGAACCAUGAAGGCGACGAUAAUUACGUAAACUAUUUGGCGAGGUUUGCGAUGCCAAAUAAUCAGUUUUAUUAUACCUGGGCCAGUGGAUAUGUAAGAUUCUUACUCCCCGUCCAUAAGCGAACAAAAAAAUUUUUAUAAGUAUUUUUGUUCGCUAAUGGAGGGGAGAUUUUCCAAAAAAUAGGGAUUUUCCAAUGGUUUUCUUCGCUCACAAAGGUUUUGAGUUAGCAAUUGAUACAGAAACUAUAGUUCAGCAAGCUUCAGAUUUGACUGAGAUGAUAGGAUAUAUACAAAAUGUCCUAAAUAGAACUCAAGCUGAUAAAGAAGCUUAUCCUUGGCUGGUUGUUUAUGGACAUAGACCUUUUUAUUGUUUAUCAACCCAGAAAAAGAAGUCAUGCGGAUCUGAGUCUCGGCUAUUACAAAGUACUUUAGAAAGUUUGUUUUAUACAUAUAAUGUAGAUUUAUACGUCAAUGGGCAUGUUCACAAUUAUGAGAGAACAACUCCAGUUUAUCAAGAAAAAGUUAUGGGAAGUGGCGGAUCUGGAAAUGUUUAUAUAGAUCCUCUAGCAACAAUAUAUGUGACAACUGGAGGAAUAGGAGCUGAUGGGAAUAAUUAUGAUAUCGAUACCCAAGGUGUUCCAAGCUGGCUUGCAGCACAAGAUGGAAAUUUGUCUUACAGCGUUUUCACAGCUUUUAACGCUACCCACUUAUUUUGGCAGCAAUGGGAGACUGGGAAAAAUAAAACUUCAGAUGAGUUUUGGAUUAUUAAAGGCUCAUCUGCUUUUGCUGAACAAUAG